UUUUUGCAACGACCCCGUCCUCCCCACCACACUGCACAACCCCACUGCCCUCACCCACCAACCCCUCCCCACUCCAACGAUGGCAUCCAUCCACACCACUCCCGAUCAAAUCUCUCCUGAAGACUUGGUCGAUACCCUCGAGUUACUGCCUCUGCCCGACGAAUCCGCCAAUGACACACACGGGACUGAGUCACAAGUCACAGCCACGGCGCAACAACACCAGGCACAUGUCACCACCCCGGGGACUGAGUCACAAGUCACAGCCACGGCGCAGCAACACCAGGCACAUGUCGCCACCCCGGGGACUGGGUCAGAAGUCACAGCCGCGACGACACAACAGCACCAGGCAACUGUCGCCACCCCGGGGACUGGGUCAGAAGUCACAGCCGCGACGACACAACAACACCAGGCACAUGUCGUCACCCCGGGGACUGGGUCAGAAGUCACAGCCGCGACGACACAACAACACCAGGCACAUGUCGUCACCCCGGACACGAAACCUUUCGAGUGCCCAGCGUCUGGCUGUAGCGCCCGCUUCACUCGUUUCGACUCUGCCAAGCGUCACAUCUGCACGUCGCACAAAGGUGCUGACGUUGCUGACCUUCUGCAAACGUUCAAGAAUAACAGCAACGAGGUUGCCAUUGUGUACCCAUGCCCCGAGAACACAUGUACACAGACCUUCAGCAGCAGACAGGCGCUCUCCAGGCACCAACUACGCGACCACGGAAAACAGAAGGCGCGUGGUCAUUUUCAGUGCCGGAGCGGUUGCGCAGAUGCUGCGUUUUGUACCGCGAAGGAACUCAUGCAGCAUGUUAUUACGGAUCACGACGCCUCAUGUUGUGUCGUGCGUUACUACGCCUCGUGGAGCAGGUUCGAGUCGUGCAUCGCCGCGGCAGAGUGUGACGACUUUGCCCUCGUCGAUUACGUCAAGCGUGACCACACCUGCUGCUUCCCACCAAAAGCUGCCGCGUGGGGUACAGGUGGAAGAAGAAUUCGUCCGGACGUGCUCUCGGCAUGGCAAUGA
Salpingoeca rosetta is the source of this 1024-nucleotide messenger RNA. RefSeq lists its product as uncharacterized. The record is from RefSeq and is a predicted model, not a curated record. Lineage: Eukaryota; Choanoflagellata; Craspedida; Salpingoecidae. The transcript has 10 exons. The coding region runs from base 80 to 1024 and encodes 314 amino acids. Gene Ontology annotation, biological process: regulation of transcription by RNA polymerase II. Gene Ontology annotation, cellular component: nucleus.